This is a messenger RNA of Psylliodes chrysocephalus, 699 nucleotides long. The record is from the annotation of a GenBank genome assembly. NCBI's taxonomy places the organism in Eukaryota, Metazoa, Arthropoda, Insecta, Coleoptera, Chrysomelidae.
AUGCGUCUUCUAACAUACACUUUGAAAUUUGGAAGAAGUAUAGGGGUGUUUCCCGUUUUUAUUUCCAAAAAGAACAACAUAAAAUAUAUUUUAUAUAAAUUGUAUCUUCUGCUGAGUUCGUGUCUAAUUUUAUUUUCGGCAUUAGUGACUAUAAAGAUCAAAAUAAAGAAUAGUUAUUAUAAUAGAGUUACUUACAAUGUUAUCGAUGUUAUUUGUUAUUUUGUAGAGUUUAUUUUUAUCUUAGUAUGCAGAAUCACAGCUAUUAUUCAUCAAAACCUAUAUGUGAAAUUGUGUCAAAGAUUUAAUACAUUAGAAAGAUGUCUAAAUUGUACCAAUUUUGCUCCAAAGAAAGCAAAUACAAACAAUUUAAUCAUUAGAAUAUUAAUUUUGCAUGCCGUGCUUUUUGGUGUACACAUAAGGGAAUUGAUUAUUAAAUUGAAGAAAGGAGAAUACGAGUUUUUGUUAGCAGCGCUGAAUCAUGUAACUACUAUGUAUUAUCAGAUCGUCAUUUUUCAGUUUAUUGUGCUUGCUAAUCAUAUUCUACUUACCAGUAGUGCUUUGGCCUUUAAAGUAUCAGCUGCGCCCGACUUGACAGCCCAAGAAGAUCUUAAAGACGCGUUUUUUUAUUUUAAGGAUGAUGUCGAGAUUAAUGUUUCUUUGGAUACUGCUAUAAGGCUCCAUUCUACUGAUACUUUUUAG